Dama dama (fallow deer) is the source of this 1327-nucleotide messenger RNA. RefSeq names its product Sp5 transcription factor (gene SP5). Lineage: Eukaryota; Metazoa; Chordata; Mammalia; Artiodactyla; Cervidae. The coding region runs from base 84 to 1277 and encodes 397 amino acids. The transcript is spliced from 2 exons. Gene Ontology annotation, molecular function: RNA polymerase II cis-regulatory region sequence-specific DNA binding; DNA-binding transcription factor activity, RNA polymerase II-specific. The record is from RefSeq and is a predicted model, not a curated record. Gene Ontology annotation, biological process: regulation of transcription by RNA polymerase II.
UAGGCGGCCCUUCGUCCUCGCCCUCGGGUCUCCAUGCCUCAGCAGCGCCCUGCUCCGCAGCCAGCGGCCCGCAAGCCGUAGCCAUGGCCGCCGUGGCCGUCCUCCGGAACGACUCUCUGCAAGCCUUCCUCCAGGACCGCACCCCCAGCGCCUCCCCGGACCUGGGCAAGCAUUCGCCCCUGGCGCUGCUAGCCGCCACCUGUAGCCGUAUCGGCCAGCCGGGCGCCACGGCGCCCCCGGAUUUCCUGCAGGUGUCCUACGACCCCGCGCUGGGCUCGCCCUCCCGGCUCUUUCACCCGUGGACCGCUGACAUGCCGGCGCACUCGCCCGGCGCGCUGCCGCCCCCGCACCCCAGCCUGGGGCUGACACCACAGAAAACGCACCUGCAGCCGUCCUUCGGGGCGGCGCACGAGCUGCCGCUUACACCCCCUGCCGACCCCUCGUACCCCUACGAGUUCUCGCCGGUCAAGAUGCUGCCCUCGAGCAUGGCGGCGCUGCCCGCCAGCUGCGCGCCCGCCUACGUGCCCUACGCGGCCCAGGCCGCGCUGCCCCCCGGCUACUCCAACUUGCUGCCCCCGCCGCCGCCGCCACCGCCGCCCACGUGCCGCCAGCUGUCCCCCAACUCGGCCCCCGACGACCUCCCGUGGUGGAGUAUCCCGCAGGCCGGCAGCGGUCCGGGAACCUCGGGGGUUCCAGGGGGCAGCCUCUCUGGCCCCUGCGCCGGGGGCCCCCACGCGCCGCGCUUCCCCGCUUCGGCGGCCGCCGCUGCAGCCGCCGCCGCCGCGCUGCAGCGGGGCCUGGUGUUGGGCCCGUCGGACUUCGCGCAGUACCAGAGCCAAAUCGCUGCGCUGCUGCAAACCAAGGCCCCCCUGGCGGCCACGGCCAGGAGGUGCCGCCGCUGCCGCUGCCCCAACUGCCAAGCGGCGGGCGGCGCCCCGGAGGCAGAGCCGGGCAAGAAGAAGCAGCAUGUGUGCCACGUGCCGGGCUGCGGCAAGGUGUACGGCAAGACGUCGCACCUGAAGGCGCACCUGCGCUGGCACACGGGCGAGCGGCCCUUCGUGUGCAACUGGCUCUUCUGCGGCAAGAGCUUCACGCGCUCGGACGAGCUGCAGCGUCACCUGCGGACUCACACGGGCGAGAAGCGCUUCGCCUGCCCCGAGUGCGGCAAGCGCUUCAUGCGCAGCGACCACCUCGCCAAGCACGUCAAGACGCACCAGAAUAAGAAGCUCAAAGUUGCUGAGGCUGGAGUAAAGCGGGAGGACCCGCGGGACCUGUAAGCCCACCUGGGGGCCACCUCUCCCGCCUCGGGUUCCCUACCCAGCACCUC